AUGCUAAGCCGAAAUUGUCAUUGCCGUGUCUCUCAGAUUUCUGUCCUUAUUGAUAAGCAUCCGAUUGCCACAUUCUUAUCACCACGUCCUCUCCGUGUCCCUCUUGCACCUCAGGUGGACAGUAUUCUCCUCAUGAUCAACCAUGCCCUGUCCAAUCAGCUGGAUUGGGGUGAAUUGGAAACGCGGCUGACAGAGGCCAGAGCACAAGGCGAUUCAUUGGCCAUUCACGUGACACAAUUGAAUCUGCAGUAUAACCAGAUCACGAUCCGGUUAAGUGAUCCGUUCGUGCACAGCUCGGAAUCGGACCGCCCGGACAGCGAGAAGGAACGAUCGAGUGAGGGAUACGCGUCCGGGAUUGAUGUGGUCGUUGAUUUGGAUCUAAACGCAUUGAAUAACGCUCGCAAAUAUUACGACAAAAAGCGUGCUGCUGUCAAAAAAGAGGAAAAGACAUUGGUCGCUUCGCGUAAAGCCCUGAAAUCUGCCGCUUUCAAAGCCGAACAAAUGCGCAAGGAUGUGAAAACGCUCGUCCAGAUUGCCAAAGUACGAAAACCGAUGUGGUUUGAGAAAUUUUUCUGGUUCAUCAGCUCUGAGAACUAUCUGGUCGUGGCCGGUCGUGAUGCGCUACAGAAUGAGGCUUUGGUCAAGCGUUACCUCGGUCCAGACGAUAUCUAUGUGCAUGCCGAUUUGCACGGGGCCAGCAGUGUGAUAAUUAAAGCCAGACCUCUUCUACCCGAAGAGGCCGUAUCCGAGUCAAGUAAGCUCGCAUUCCAAUUCUUGUUCGAUUUCCCGCUUUGGUGUAUAUUCGCUUUGUCUCUGGGCCCAGCUUUAGGUUCAGCGCGCCUCCGUCCCUUCCCCGACUUACUUAAUGAUGAAGUGAGACGAGCGCCACCGGAAGAAGGCAAAGACAAGCGAUCUGUGGGUGAACCCGGUUGUGUACGCAGCAUCGCACGAGGCCAAGUCAUUCUGCGGUUCAUACCGAUUAACAUCUCGUUAUCCGGUGUCGAAUGUGCUGAUCCAGCACCAACUGCACCCCCCGUCAUACCCAUUCCACCCCAGAAAACUCUGACCGAAGCAGGCACAAUGGCUAUCGUGCUCAGCUCGGCCUGGAACGCUCGUGUCGUAACCAGUGCGUGGUGGGUACGAGCUGAUCAGGUCUCAAAAACCGCACCCAGUGGUGAAUAUCUCAACACCGGUGCGUUCAUGAUACGUGGUCGGAAAAACUAUUUACCAAUGAGCAACUUCUUCUAUGGCUUUGGGAUCUUGUUCAAGAAUAUCCAAUGGCUGAUGGGAAAAAUUAUUUCCACACGAGGCAAACCUAAACCCGCACAAACCAAAACAGGCGCAAAACAUGUGGGCAGUGCGAAAACUGCUUCUCGAAAUGCUGAGACCGGUAAGUCGUUAUCCAAGAGGAACAAACCGCCUGGACAAACAAAUACUGGGGAUAAAUCGACCGCUCAUUCGGACCCGGUUCUGAACGGGACGUUGAAAAACAAGCCACUGAAACGGGGUCAAAAAUCGAAAUUGAAGAAAAUAAAACAAAAAUAUGGUGAACAGGACGAGGAUGAGCGUCAAAUACGGAUGGCGCUGUUGCAGGGUGAAGGUGCGAAACUAAGCCAACACCACCAGCGACUGUUGUCGGACCGUGAAUACGCCGCAGAUAUGAAAACGGCCACGGAUUCACAGAUGCCAGCUGAAAGUGAGGAGUCUUCACAUUCGGAUCCCGAGAGUGGUAACGAACCAUCGAAUUCCGGUCGCGGUUCAACAGAUGACCCACCACCACAAAGUCCAAAUGCAGACUCUGAAGAAGCAGAGGACGAAGAGGCGAAUGAUGCACUGCCAUCGGCUGUCGGUGCAGCGGAUUCAGAUGGUGACGAUGACGAUGUAGCGCUCUCUGUGCGACCAGACCACUCUCGACCAACCGAUAACAACUGGCUACACUUGAUGGACACGUUCACAGGCAAACCCAUCGAGGACGAUGUGCUUCUGUACGCUUUGCCAGUUUGUGCUCCUUAUUCUGCGUUGAGUAGCUACAAGUUCAAGGUCAAACUCACCCCGGGAAAUGCGAAACGUGGAAAAGGUGAGUGUCUGCCUAUUUUCGCUUGCGCUCCUUCGAUAGCCGGAUUCCGGCUGUUGUUGAUCGGAUUUAGGAUUUUGCUCCGUUUUUUUUUUAAAUUAUACACCGGUGUGUGA
Echinostoma caproni is the source of this 2190-nucleotide messenger RNA. The record is from the annotation of a GenBank genome assembly. NCBI's taxonomy places the organism in Eukaryota, Metazoa, Platyhelminthes, Trematoda, Plagiorchiida, Echinostomatidae.